AUGUCGAAUUCGUACGCGGUUCUCUUAUUAGGAGUGGUACAUACAUACAUACAUAAAAUCACGCCUCUUUCCCGGAGGGGUAGGCAGAGACAACAUCUUUCCGAACCGAAAUUUCUUACAUUCCGCAGAUAUGACCCGUCAUACGACCCGCUCCUUCUCCAAAGAAUCAUCUACAACCCGCACAACGGCUAUGAGCCCUACUGGAAAGAUGGAGAGUGGCACAUCCGCAACCCUGGGGACUGGGACUUCUCCAACAUCACCACCACGCGGCCCCCCACCGUCUGCGGUGAUGAGUGCCCGUACUUGUUCACCAGAAUUAAGCAUGUAUGUGCUAAACAAUCGAAACAAAUAAGUCACGAUUCCUGCAGUAAAACCGGCGUUCACUACUGUGGUGAGCACGAGAACAUCUGGUAUCCACAGAUGAGAUACGCAUACAAAACCUUCCCGACUUACUGCUCGUUCCUGAACGCGGAAUGCAGUGCCAAGCAGAAUUACGGCUCCCAAUACAAUUUAAUGUACGUCGGCGAAUGUGCGUGGGACUUUAAGGAUUUGUUCAAACCGAUGUCUAAAUCCAGGUACCCUUUGGAGAGGCUGCAAGGGUACCUGAAGGAUUUGAUUGACGAGAGGAACAUGACCAUUCAGUACGUGUCACAGACCUUCCCCACCACGGCGCAGAGGAAACGUGCUCAUGGAUAACUUACUGGAUCCCGUGUCUCUCAUAUCUUCAUGA
Messenger RNA from Amyelois transitella, 730 nucleotides. RefSeq lists its product as uncharacterized. The coding region runs from base 1 to 696 and encodes 231 amino acids. NCBI's taxonomy places the organism in Eukaryota, Metazoa, Arthropoda, Insecta, Lepidoptera, Pyralidae. The transcript is spliced from 4 exons. The record is from RefSeq and is a predicted model, not a curated record.